Triticum aestivum (bread wheat) is the source of this 2418-nucleotide messenger RNA. Its product is annotated as tryptophan aminotransferase-related protein 2. The record is from RefSeq and is a predicted model, not a curated record. Gene Ontology annotation, molecular function: carbon-sulfur lyase activity; transaminase activity. NCBI's taxonomy places the organism in Eukaryota, Viridiplantae, Streptophyta, Magnoliopsida, Poales, Poaceae. The coding region runs from base 431 to 2071 and encodes 546 amino acids. Gene Ontology annotation, biological process: amino acid metabolic process. The transcript is spliced from 3 exons.
UCCCUCUACCUCUGCGCCAUAGCCAGAACGGCAGGCUGGACGCUCUGGGUCUCCGUCGACCCCUCCCAUCCCACAGACGUCUAUUCUCUCUCCUUGCCCCACCUCCUCUCUCGUCCUCAUCACUGCUCCAGUGCUUCAGCUGCUCAAAGUCACAGCCCAACAGGAGAGAGAGUGGCCUGUGCGCCAGCGAAGUCACCUCAGCGCUAGAGAGAGAGAGAGAGAGAGGAGGGAGAGCGGUUCAUUACUUGCUCAAAGUAAAUCAGCUCCGAGGUCCUAGGUCCGAGCUGAAACAGGAGGGAGAUCUUUCUUCCCAAAAACCCGGCUGAUUCCAGCCGGUCGAAGAGCCCUUUCUCGCCAAAAGACAGUUGUUGUUUUUUCGAUUUUUGCUGGGCUGGUUCACACCACAAAAGCAUCGAUUCCUCCGGGCGUCAUGGCGGCGCCCCGACGGCGCACGUCGGCGGAGCUCCAAGUGAACGGCGGCCUAAUGCCGCCGUCGGCGCACGUGAUCGCCUCUCCCCGAGGCAGCGGCAGCGGUGGCGCGCCCUGCCGAGAGGAACACGCUGUGACCGCGAACGGCGGCGGCCCGGCGCUCCGGGGAGCGAAGCCAAGAGGCGGCGGCAGCGUAUGCUCCGCCACCAAGACCUCCGACAGGAGGCGGCCGGCGGGGCGCAUGCCACUAUGGCGAGUCUUCAUCUUUGCGUCUGUCGCAUUGAAUGUCGCCGCACUCCCGCUCCUACUCCACCAGUACAUCGUCAGCCACCCGCACCACCCCGGUGUCAUCUCUCCUGAUCAGCAACAUCACGCCUGCGCCCCGCCGCCGGGCACGAGCGGCGCGGCGGCGAGGGCGCCGUCGACCGGGAAGCCUUCAGUAACCUCCGAUUCUGUUAUUAAUCUAGACCACGGGGACCCGACCAUGUUUGAGGCCUUCUGGCGGGAGACCGGCGACGCGGCGGAGCUCGUAAUCCCGGGGUGGCAGACGAUGUCCUACUUUUCAGACGUUGGCAACGUAUGCUGGUUCAUGGAGCCUCUGUUCGACCAGCAGGUGCGGCGGCUCCACCGCACCGUCGGCAACGCCGCCGUGGACGGCUACCACGUCCUCGUCGGCACCGGAUCCACGCAGCUCUUCAUGGCGGCGCUCUACGCCCUGUCGCCCGCCGACGCCGCCGAGCCCACCAGCGUCGUCUCCACGGCGCCCUACUACUCGACAGCGGACAGACUUCGGCGUCCGGACAGAGCGUAUGAACCCAACGGUGCUGCUUCAUUUGGUGACAUGUUCACCCCGGCAUAUCGUCGAACAGCUAGUGGGGGCGGUACGGCCGCUGCAGAGCGCAGCGAGCGGAGCAGCACUGCCUUGAGGUCGAGCGGCGAGCGCGUACGUCAGCUCCAGGAGCGUGAUGCCGAAGCCGAGAAAGGCGGGCGCGGCGAGGUGAACGGCGCGGGCGGCAUGUGCACGGCGAGCGUGUACGUGAGCUCCAGGAGCGCGAUGCCAAAGCCGAGAAAGGCGGGGGGCGGCGAAGGUUGCCAAGGAUCGGCACGGCGAGGUGAACGGCGUGGGCGGCAUGUGCGCGGCGCGCGUGUUGCAGCUCACCCGCGAGCUAGGGCUCAACUCCGACGGGCAGACUGUGGAGUGGCUACUCAGCCAGGCCGGGCCCUCCAUCCUGGCCGCCACCGGCUCCGGCACCACCCCGUCGUCUUCUCCUGCUCCUCCGCGCCCUCCACUGCCGCCGUCUUCCUCCUCAGGAAGUGCCCGCGAGAGGAUCACGAGGUGGCGCCAUCCUUCUGGAGCAUGGGCGACGAGCUCUGGCAGCACCUGCUGCUGGCCCGCGAGAGGACCACCGGCUCCGGCACGGGCGACGAGCUCGAGCAGCACCUGCUGCUGCCCCGCGACCAUGGCGACAAGCGCGAGCACAACACGGUGGAGCACGGACGCUGGUUCGGCCGUCGCUGUCGUGCCCAAGUUCUUCGGCGGCUGGAGCAGCAGCAGGGCGCCAUGCCGGAGCUCGUCGUGCAGGGCAGCAGCACGCACGAGUACCCGGGGAGGGCGACGACGACAGGGCAGUGGAGUGGCUGACCUUCGGCAGCGGCGUCGAGGUGGACUAGUGGGCAUCCAUGGUCGGCAUCGGUGGGGGAGAAAUAGAGAAAAGAGGAGAGAGAGAGGGAUGUGUGGGUGGGUGGCCCCCUCUUGUUUCGAUGACAAACGGGCCAUGGCUCACAUGCAACGGAUAGCCGGACCACAUGGAUUCAGAAAACGCCCGGAUUUUGUUUGCUUUGGACCCAAAUUUAGAACGAAAAUGGAUCCGAGCGACACAGAGCGGGUAGAAAAAUAGGAUGGGUCGCUGCGUUGGGCCAUCGUAUUUGUCCGUUUAGACUUAAACGAAUACGCAUGGACAAAAUGAGGUCGUGUUGAAGUUGGCCUAA